Gigantopelta aegis is the source of this 1983-nucleotide messenger RNA. Its product is annotated as calcium signal-modulating cyclophilin ligand-like. Lineage: Eukaryota; Metazoa; Mollusca; Gastropoda; Neomphalida; Peltospiridae. The record is from RefSeq and is a predicted model, not a curated record. The coding region runs from base 1 to 672 and encodes 223 amino acids. Gene Ontology annotation, cellular component: GET complex. Gene Ontology annotation, biological process: tail-anchored membrane protein insertion into ER membrane. The transcript has 4 exons.
AUGGCUACGCUUCAACAAAAUCGAGAAGCAAGACGACGAAAAAUUAUUGAAAACUCGGAAAAGCGCAUGAAAAAACUGCUGGGGCAGGAUUACGAUGGACAUGAGGAUAAGAAACCUGUUGAGAUCACCAAGACCGAAGUCCCAGUUGCAGCUGACAACGACAUUCCAACUUUGCUGCCUGAAGUUGCCAAUGACACCUGUGAGAUUGAAUCGGAUGCUACAGUUGCUCACCUGAAACAUUUGAUAGCCUCCAGACAGAAUAAUGAAGAUUUCAAAAGUGUCAGUCAGACCGCUGUUUCAUCAAGUGAAUCUUCAGAGAACAUUAAGACAUCUUUGAAAAUGUUAGACCGAACACGAUUUUGCAGCUGCAUAUGUCUUGCCAUUAUUGUCCGAUGGAUAUUACCCUUACACUAUGGAUUGUUUUAUUUUCAGUCCAUAUUUUUGCCAUUUGCUGCCUUGGAAAUUGCCAUAUUCUCAUAUCAAUAUAUUCACAUGAAGGAAGUGCAGCUUCCCCAUUCCAACUCUAUGAUGACAGGUGCCCUGAUGUUGUCUGGGAUCAAGCCCGAAGUUAUAGCCACGUAUAACAAAGUGAUGGGCUACAUGACUGCAGUCACAGAGGACUGCGGCCUUUUUAUCUUUUCCUUUAUUGUGUGUCACAUCAUAAUGAGCUAGAAUAGUGAUAAAUACAAAUCUGUGACAGGUAGUGAAAAAAAUGUAGUGAGCAAAACAUGGCUAUUUGUGUGAAAACGGAAUGUCAUUCUUGGAAUAUAGAACAUUGUAAAUUUGGCUUGUGAAACUUUGGUCUCUACUUUGUGUUUAUUCAUCAAGAGUCAAGGCCCAAUUUUACAAAGUGAUCUUAGGGCUAAUAUCACCUCAAGUGCUUAAGGAUGUUAUGCCCUGUUUUAUGAAGCGAUCUUAGCACUAAGAUCACCUUAAGUGCAUAAGGACGUUAUUCCCUGUUUUACGAAGCAAUCUUAGCACUAAGAUCACCGUAAGUGCAUAAUGACGUUAUGCCCCAUUUUAUGAAGCGAUCUUAGUACUAAGAUCACCUUAAGUGCAUAAGGACUUUAUGCCACGUUUUAUGAAGCGAUCUUAGUACUAAGAUCACCUUAAGUGCAUAAGGACGUUAUGCCCCGUUUUAUCAAGCGAUCUUAGUACUAAGUUCACCUCAAAUGCAUAAGGACGUUAUGCCCCGUUUUAUCAAGCGAUCUUAGUACUAAGUUCACCUCAAGUGCAUAAGGACGUUAUGCCACGUUUUAUCAAGCGAUCUUAGUACUAACUUCACCUCAAGUGCAUAAGGACGUUAUGCCCUGUUUUAUUAAGCGAUCUUAGUACUAAGUUCACCUCAAGUGCAUAAGGACAUUAUACACUUAAGGUGAUCUUAGGACUAAGAUCGUUUCAUAAAACAGGGCCUUGGAGUACUAUUGCAUUUGGUGCAAUAUUAAAGCUUGGACCAACAUUUAACAGCACAACUUAAAAUAUCUUGUGCUUUUGGUGUAACUGAGGGCAUUGGACCAAUUUUUUUUUAACAAUAUGUUCCUGAUAACACUGUAAAUCUUGUAAAUUUAAAAUAUUUUUUUAUUUCGCUGUUGCAUAUUUCUAUGGUGCUAUUUUCCAUAUUUUACCUGAGUUGGAGCAUUCAUAUGCAUUGGUGUUGUGGUAACUAGCUAUUUGAAGUUUGGAAUUGGCAGCAAAUGGAUUGUUCCAGUAAUGCUGAUGGGCGGGAGGUAUUUUAAGGGGUUGAAAACUUGUGGUUGCUUUCAAAAUUAAUUUUAUGGGGUUUUUCCCUGUCAUGAUUAAUGAUAGGAUAGGUGAAAAGAAAGUUAUGAGUUAGGUCUUGAGUCUGAGCACUCUCUUACCCGGGGGCAGGACGUAGCCCAGUGGUAAAGCACUCGCUUGAUGCACAGUCGGUUUGGGGUGGGCCCAUAGGGCUAUUUCUCGCUCCAGCCAGUGCACCACGACUGGUACAUCAAAGGCUGUGGU